Talaromyces proteolyticus is the source of this 2028-nucleotide messenger RNA. RefSeq names its product putative cellulase. The transcript has 2 exons. The record is from RefSeq and is a predicted model, not a curated record. Gene Ontology annotation, molecular function: hydrolase activity, hydrolyzing O-glycosyl compounds. The coding region runs from base 329 to 1726 and encodes 465 amino acids. Lineage: Eukaryota; Fungi; Ascomycota; Eurotiomycetes; Eurotiales; Trichocomaceae.
AGUUGCUGCAUGGGAAUAUUAUUACACAGCUAAGAAUCCAUGGCUGAAUUUAAGGAUAAGUUCUAUAGCAGUUCGCAGCUGACGCUCCAUUAAAUAUUUAUAUUAUAGUUAUUCCCACGGCGCCGAUCAUCAUUGCUGUCCUCCUACACACUGUCUCUCAAUCCGCCAGAUGAGGACAAUAAUGGACUUAAUUACACAUACCCAGUUCCCUACUGUCAAAAUGCUCGCGACAUCUGCAGCUGCAUGGCUUUAGGCCGGGUUUAGCACGCGGGCGCCGCCAGGAGUCGCGAUUCAAGAUGGACGAGCUUGGUACAAGGCCCACCCGAACAUGGCGCAUAUUAAUCAGGUGAACCAAGAUACUCAUCAAAUUAUUGAUGAGUAUGGCCGCACCCGUUUCUUUCAUGGAACCAACGUUGUCAUGAAGGAGCCCCCCUGGUAUUGGCUGAUGGAGUGGACCCCCGGAGUCUCGUCAUUUAGCGAGCAGGACGUACAAAAUUUGCAUGAUUUGGGGAUGAAUAUUGUGCGGUUGGGACACAGCUGGGUGGGUGCUGAGCCAGUUCGCGGUGAGUAUAAUCAAACGUUUUUAGAUAUUAUGAAAAAUCAGACAAAGAUGGCAGAGGAGCAAGGGAUCUACGUAUUAGUGGACGUACACCAAGAUUUAUUGGCAAGACAAUUUUGUGGCCAUGGUGUGCCUGAUUGGUUUGUCAAGAAAGACUGGGUAAAGGGCUGGACAAGGUUCCCAGUUCCUGUCGAUAUCUGGCCAUUUACUACUGACAGUAAUGGCUUCCCUUCGCCUAAAUCGCAAUGCAAUAACUCUAAUUGGGAAUAUUAUUAUGGAUCUGUGGCUAUUUGUAACGCCUUUGGAAGACUGUACAAGAAUCAAUACGGUCUUAGAGAUGCAUUCGCGGAAUACUGGAAGAAGUUGGCGUCGGAAUAUGUCGAAGCCAUUAAUGUCGUAGGGUACAAUCUGCUGAAUGAGCCCUGGGCUGGUGACGUAUGGGUAGAUCCAACACUCCUUAUAUCUGGAUCCGCUGACUGUAAGGUUCUGGAGGCACUCUGGAACCGCGUGGCGAAACAGACCCGCACCGUCGAUAAUGAUAUGCUUAUCUGGUUUGAAGGUACCACCUUCGAUAUUCUGUCUGGCUUCAAUAAUGUGCCUCUCGGGUACGGAUCUAGGAUGGUGCACUCAUUUUAUUACUAUUAUCCACCACAGGUGGGCGCCAUUUCCGAUAUAUUUAGAUAUCGUCACAAGGACAACGUGCGACUCAAAACUGCUGGUGUCCUUACAGAGUUGGCGUUUUGGGUUGGUGAUGAUAAGCAGAUGAGAGAUAUGGCAGAUGUUAUGAUGGCGACUGACGUACAUAUGGUUUCUUGGAUUGGAUGGGCAUAUGAGAAUCUGUACAAGGGAGCUUCUGAAGAGCCGUAUCCAGAGCUGCAGAAGCACUAUAGCCGCGCGUAUCCGGCCUCGAUCGCCGGUACGCCUACUUCGUUUGGCUUUGACGAGGACUCGGGUACUUUCAAGCUGCAAUUCACAAGCGACCCGAGAAUCGAUGCACCUACCGAGAUCAUCUUGCCGCCUUCCACGUUUCCAAACGGGUACCGCAUUCAGAUUUCCCCUGCCGGCAGCUUGGGGCAGUACAAGAGAGACAAUCGCACCUUGGCCCUGUGCAAAUCGAGUUCUCUCAAGAAGGCGACAGAUAUCUCUGUCACCAUUGCUAGGAAAUAGCCGUACAGUGGUGUUUACAUCUGUUAAUUGGUCAAUGUUCGAAGUUUUAUCGAUUAUCUCUUUAUCGGGUACUGCUGUGAGCCUCGAGGAUUCUUGGCAUGGUAGCGGUAGUAUCCAGAUUUGAAAGACUUCUAUUCAGCCAGUAAUGCUGGGUUCCCCGGAAGGGACAAACGACCGAGGGCUUAGCUGGUCUAUAAGCUUCAUUACUUGGUCCGAUCGCCACUCAACCAUGGUAAUGACUAAGCUUUCUGUUUGGACAGCGGGAGCAAAUGGGGUCGUGAUGAAGUCCUCGAAAACUCAAC